GCGAAUAUCAAACGUCAUAUAUGACAAUCAUAUGAUUGUCAAUUGCACGCCGGCUAUUAUAUUUUUGUUUAACAGAAUUGAAAUACAUAGAUACAAAAUGUGGCCUAUUCUAAUGGCAAUACUCAGGCGAAAUGCGGUCUAUAUAACACUUCCAAUUGCUGGAGUAGUAGGAUUCAUUGGAUACAAUCUGGAAAACAUACUCUCCGAUAAAUACACACCAUAUAACAAAUCCAUACUUGAAAAUCGCGCUGAACGUUUGGCGGAGGAAGAGCUGGCUGACCCAACACGUGUGGAGAAGCUGAGGCUAAAUUCGAAUGUUCUGGAAAGAAACCUAUCUCCUUCCUUACAGCCAAAGUAAUUAUUUUAAGAUGAUACUAUUUUAAGUAUGGAAUGCUCAUUUUUACUUAAAAGGUUGUGCGCAUCCUGUUUUAUUUGAUGUAAUGCUUUUUUAGUUUUAAAUAUGAGUCGCGUCUUAAUUAAGAGAAAAAAUAGUAAAUGAUAUAUGUUUAAAAUUGCAAUAUAAAGGAAUUUAAUAUAUUUAAGACAAAUCCGAGCACCUUAUUUCCAAUCCAUAACUAGAAAACCGCAUAACCAUAAAAUCAUCAAUGUUUUUAAUGUAGAUGUGUAUGUGAAAUGAUCUACGAGUCCAGAAGUUAUUAAAUAAAUAGCUAUUUCAAAAAAAUAGAAACAACAGACUGUGAUAAACUCCAGGCAGUUGUCACUUUGUCCACAAGGACAUCCCUUGCGGGGAUCGAACCCGCGACCUUUGGAUUAGAAGUCCAACGCGCUAUCCUCUGCGCCAAAGGGACGAAUGGUGGAGCGCCGCCGAUUUGCACACACAGAUAUAUAGUAGUGAUAAUCCUUUAGAAUAGAAUGUACUGCGGCAGACUUCUCAUUGUAUACAAAAUAUUUAAUAUUUAAAGUUGCUAAAUUACUUUCAAAUGCGAAAAGCUGCUCAUCUAAUAACACUACCAGAUUAUAAAAAUAAAUAAUCAGUUUUCCGUGUACACAAAAAACGUAUCAUUUCAUAAUGACAUCCCUUGCGGGGAUCGAACCCGCGACCUUUGGAUUAGAAGUCCAACGCGCUAUCCUCUGCGCCAAAGGGACAAGUGGUCGGUGGUUGCAAAAUGACGCAUAGAAAUUACUGACACGCCAACACAGAGUGCUCCACGUCAUCAUUUUCCGAA
Messenger RNA from Zeugodacus cucurbitae (melon fly), 1187 nucleotides. RefSeq names its product small integral membrane protein 12. The record is from RefSeq and is a predicted model, not a curated record. The transcript is spliced from 3 exons. Bases 32 to 358 code for a protein of 108 amino acids. Lineage: Eukaryota; Metazoa; Arthropoda; Insecta; Diptera; Tephritidae.